Rotaria socialis is the source of this 1068-nucleotide messenger RNA. The record is from the annotation of a GenBank genome assembly. Lineage: Eukaryota; Metazoa; Rotifera; Eurotatoria; Philodinida; Philodinidae.
AUGGAGGUUUUUUUCUUAUCAGCACGAUCAUUGAAACGUGUUCACAACGAUGAUCCAGGGUGCUUUGACUGUCGUAUGAAAUACUUGAAUUGGUUGAAGAAAGUUGACGAAGAUUUCGAUCAUUUAAAAGAACGUGAUGUUAAUCACGAUGAAAAUUCUGAUAAUGCUAUGGAAACUGAUGUUGAUGGUGGUAAUAAAAGCGAUAAGUGUAGUGUAACUGAACAACACGUGAAAGGAGAUACAUCUGAAAUUGCUAUUCGUGUGCCACGUUGUACGAAGUCUCAUCGAAGUUGUAUUGUAUGUGAAUUAAGUGACGAAACUUGUAAAGUAUUGUCGAAACAACAACGUACAUUGAUCUUUGUAAAACGUGGGAUCUUUAUUUCUGAAGAUGCUCGAUGUUGUCCGUCGCACAUAUAUAACAAGCAAUUGAAUUUCGAUUCUUUGUGUCAAAUUCGUGGUACCCAUUUUGAUAAAUUGGUUUUCGAUGCAAAUCGUUUGGAAGAAAUCAUUGCUGACUUUCGCUUGAUUGUUGAUAAUCUAAAAACGUUUGAUUUUGACGAUCCGUACUCAUUGAGUGAUAUGGACUAUUACAAUAUUACUGGAUUGCAUAAAGAUGAAUUUGAUAUUGUAGUUGAUAGUGUGGUAUCAAUGCGAGAAUCACGCAUAAGAUCAAAACGUACUACUACUGCUCUGUUUUGUGCAAAAAUGCGUCUUGGUUUAAGCAAUAGUGUGUUGUCCACUAUGUUUCAUAUUAAAGAUGAUAAAGUGGUGUCUCGAAUCAUACAUCAAGUGACAGAAGCAUUAAUGAAGAAUUUCGUUCCAAAACAUACAGGCUUUCGACAUGUUAGUCGACAGACAGUGCUGGAGCAACACCAAACAUUAAAGGCCAAUAUGUUAUUGACUAGCAAUAAUCAACAAGUAGUUGUAGUUAUGGACGGUACAUACUUAUAUCUUCAAAAGUCUGCUAAUAAUGAGCUGCAACGUCGCAAUUAUUCAACGCAUAAGCAUCGACAUCUCAUCAAACCGAUGAUCAUAACAACCAGAGUGAGAUGUUUGUUUGCCUUUUAG